AUGUUGUCACAAUUGCUUGUCCAAGGUAUCAACAACGGAACGUUCCCGAACAAGAAUUUCCAGGGAGCUGCCAUUGGUAAUGGUUUCAUGAAUGUCAAGUAUCUGUUGAACUCUUUGGUACUGUGGAGUGCAUAUCAUGGUCGAGUGGCUAUCGAGCCUUCGGAGCCGUCUAUCACCGAGUUGUCAUUUGGUUUGAUCUAA
Messenger RNA from Cooperia oncophora, 201 nucleotides. The record is from the annotation of a GenBank genome assembly. Lineage: Eukaryota; Metazoa; Nematoda; Chromadorea; Rhabditida; Trichostrongylidae.